Paramuricea clavata is the source of this 453-nucleotide messenger RNA. The record is from the annotation of a GenBank genome assembly. NCBI's taxonomy places the organism in Eukaryota, Metazoa, Cnidaria, Anthozoa, Malacalcyonacea, Plexauridae.
AUGCCUCGUGAACGUCUCACUACAGAACGUGUGUUGGAAGAGUUUGAACGCGUGAUCCAAUCCAAUCGUCAUUUUUAUCUCAACGAUAGUGUGGAUGUCAAUGUUGUUUAUGUGGAAAUGCCCCAUGGCGGUAAACGUACGAAGCGAGCCGAAACUAAUUUGGAAAAGCAUUUAAUGAAGAAACGCUCAAUCAUACGGAUACGGAACAAUGAUCAACUUUGUUUGGCGAGGGCCCUGGUCGUUGCGAAAGCCAAAAUUGAUAACGAUCCACAGUAUACGAGCAUUGUUAAUCAUCGGAGGGCUAUGCAAACCUGUUUGGCUCGAGUAUUACAUAAAAAAACUGCCGUCUCUUUGGGUCCCUGUGGAUUGGAUGAAGUCAAACGCUUUCAGACGUACCUUUCCGAUUAUCAAAUUAAUAUUGUGUCCAAAGAUCAUCAGAACGCUCUUAUUUGU